UCAAGAAUGUUGAUAAUUGCUCUCUGUUUUUUGUGGUUCUGGUGGAUUAUGCUGUUUAUUUUAGCUUUGAUUAUUCAUUUCUUUGUACUUCUUUGUAUGUAAGUUUGCUCCAGUAAUCAAGAUAUGUAGUUCAAGUUUGCAUUAGAUCAGCAGUGUAAACCUUAGUUCAGAUUUCAGAAAUCUGUGGAACAGUGAUGAAUGUUAGCCUUAAGGAGAAGUUUUGGUAAAACUGCCUGAUUUUUCUUGACUUUCUGUUUCUUGUGAUUUUGGGCUUUGGGUUGAUGGUAGAAUUAUUCUGGUGUUUCUCAGCUUUAGCAUAGUCCAAGAUGGAAUCUUUUCUGACGAAAAUCGUGUUCUUAACUUGUUGUUAUUGUGUAUGAUAGUAAUGGUUGGUUUCAUUUGCUUUGGAUCAGGCUUCAGGAACAAUUACUUGCCGUGAAUGCCUUUAUAUGGUUCAUUUGGUUUUGUCUCAUCAGUUAACUUUAUGUCGGGCAGCUAGACGCAAGCCAGUUGUAUUCAAUGUCAUUAGUUUCUGUUUUUAUGAGCUGUUUUUGUGUCUGAUAUUGCUGAUCUGGAUAAGCAAAAGUUUGUGCAUGAAGGGUUCCCAUACAACAUUGAGGACGGUGAAGAAUUACAGAAUGCCUUACGAGUAUCUUCUGAAGUGGAUAUGACCUUAGCCUACUUGACUGAGAAGUUAGCAAACUUGGAGCACCUUUUACUGCUCGUCUUAGCCGGUGAAAAUGACACUGAAGCUAUUGAUUUUGAAAACAAUAACGUGUCUGCAGAAUUUUAUGAGAAGGCUUUCACAUUGGAUCUACUGUUUGCCAUACUGAACUUUGAGCUGAGAGAGCUAGAUGGUCUAGUGGUUGAUCUUCAAGAUCUAAUUGUCGAUACCCUUACCAAGAUAUCUUCUUGUGAAAAUUCAGCAGAAUUGUUUACUGGGCUGGCGAGAAAAAUGCAUGAUUCUGAGGAUUUACUGAAACGCCCGCAAGAGCGUCUCCUGGAGAUGAAGAUUCAAUUAGCUAAGUUGCAGAUGAGCUCAUUCUUUUUCAAGCAAAAUGAGUAUAAGCAUGACUUGGAUAUGGGUGUGGAAGGAGAACUUCACUUAGCAACCUCAGAAUGGGAGCCUGGCGUACUGACAUCUGAAAAAAGACGUGUUCUCAGAAUGUUGGAACUAUCUCUUGCAAGAGAACUGGAACUAGAAAACAAGUUGAUGGAGCUCAAACAGAACGAGGAAGAUUUGAAGUUAAAGAUACAGUUAAUAGAUCGUGUUGCAGUCUGCAUGGAAGAGGCAGCCGAGGUAGCUUGGGGUCGGUUCUUGGAAGCGGAUAAUGAAGCCGAAGUACUGAUGGGAAUUUCAAAAGAAAUGCUGGGGAAACUUCAGGUUGUUAACUCCGACGUUAGUAGUUCAGACAAGAGAGAAGAAGAAUAUAAAUCUAAACUGCAAUAUUGCAUUCAUGAGUUAAACGAGAAGGAAGCUUUAAUUGAGAAGCUCAACAGCAGCAUUGUGCAGCUUGUUGCUGAUAAUGCUGAGGUAACAGGUUUAAGAGAAAGAGUUCAAAUGCUAGAACAAAGGCUCAGUAGAACGGAAUUGGAGCUUAUUGAGGCCAGUGUUGCCUGUGAAACCAGUGAGCAGCAACUUAGAGUAAUGGAAGGAGAAAUAGAGUCUUUAAGAGAGAAGCCAUAUGCUGCAGAAAGUCGGGCAGGGAGUGCCGAUGAAAAAGUUACUCAAUUAACAGACUCGAACCUGGAAUUGACAGAAGAGCUUGAAUUCCUCAGAGGUAGUAAUGAUAGCAAUACAAAAAAGGUAAGCUUACUUGAGAAGCAAUUGAGGGAAUUGGAUAUCCAACUUCAACAUUCAAGGGCAUCUUCUGAAGCAAGCCAAGAGCAGCAGAACAUGUUGUAUUCUGCCAUUUGGGACAUGGAAACCUUAAUCGAUGAACUGAGACAGAAGGUUGCGAAAGCUGAAAAUAAGACAGAGAGUGCUGAAGAGAGAUGUGUUAUACUGUCUGAAACAAAUUCAGAACUCAACAAAGAAUUAGAUUUUCUAAGAUCUAGAAUGGAAUUCAUGGAGAUAUCUUUGGACCAAGUUACUCUUGAGAAAAGAUCAAGUGCAAAAGACAUCAGUAUAAGAACUGGUCUAAUUAUGGAUAUGGUUAUGCAACUAGCAGUGGAGAGGGAACGCAUACAGAAACAGUUGACCUAUUUGACAAAGGAAAACAAAUUGUUAAGAGAGAAAUUACAGAAAGAGCAGAAUAAUACAUCUCUAAUUCUGCAAGACAACCGGAGUCAUGAUGAUAAAGAGUUACUACCAUCUGCGCUUGAUUCGGUUGAUCGUGAGUCUGCAAAAACUUCUGCAUUAAAGGUUACUGAGGUCUCAUCAGAAAGUGUCCAGGUGCAGAAAUCAGCAGUGGAUGCUUUGUCCAACGAGAACCAAACAGUGUUUUCCAGUUCUGCAAGCCACAGCAGAAACUUAGUUUUGAAACUGGAGGCUGAGAGCUCGGUAGAAACUGGUAAAUCUCGACGAAUGUAUCUACUCAUGGCAACUCUCAUUCUCUUGCUAUCAAUUUUAGCAGCACAUUUGUUUCCAAAAAGACUUGCCGUCUUCAAACCUGCCGGAAGUUGAUCUUGGCAGCUUAACACCACCAUGAUGCUCCCACACCACAACCCACCUGCCUUGUCUAUGAGUAUAUACUUAUUGCAAAUGUAGUUUGUAGACUAUGACUACUUUGCAGUCCAUUACAGGCAAACAACAAUAGUUCUUGUUUAUUGUUCUUUGGAUUUUUGGAUCCCUGAAGGGAGUGUGAAUAUGUAAAUUGUUCCUAGCCUCUGAUAUUCAUUUAUCAUCGUACUCCCCUGUAGAUUGCUGCUACAUAUAAUUUUUCCCAAGAAAAGAACUACUUGAGCAAUUUGAAAUACG
Messenger RNA from Sesamum indicum (sesame), 2920 nucleotides. It is a transcript of the gene WIT2, whose product is annotated as WPP domain-interacting protein 2. Lineage: Eukaryota; Viridiplantae; Streptophyta; Magnoliopsida; Lamiales; Pedaliaceae. The record is from RefSeq and is a predicted model, not a curated record.